UAGGAAUGUAGUGAAGGAAAAGUAAAAGCUGUCAAAAAUAGAAAUAGUGAAGUACAGAUACCCCCCAAAAAAUACUUAAGUAGUACUUUCAAGUAUGUUUACUUCAGUACUUUAAACCACUGCAUGUUACAAACAGCCAAUCUUAGAAAUCUUAUAGAAACUUUCUUAUAGUGAAAUAAAACUGCAUCUGAAUAUAAAAGGCAAGGGGAUUGUAGUGUUAACCAAGGUUGGGUGAUGGUUGUGGAUUGAUGGGGUUAUAAGGGUUGGUUAAUGGGUUUGUGUUGAUUAUGGUCCAUACAGUACAAGCAUGGCUGGACGAUAUAGUACAGAGGAACUUCCUGGAUUGCAGCACCAGGUUAGAGGGAGGAGUAACAGACUGGGGACAUGAAGGGACAGUUCACACCCAUCAGAGACUCACACAGGGCUCCUGAUCAACAGGAGGAGAGAGCACUCAGAGAGAGGUAAUGUGCUUUUUUCUGCAUGGAUCAAAAGACAAGCUAUUUAACCAUUAUAGAGUUUUGUUUCGUUACAUUGAAUGACUGUUAAAACUUGAUUAUGACUAAGUAAUAUAAUGGUAAUAUUCUAUUAUUCAUUUAGGGCAUUUGAACAUAUUGCUUCAAAAGGCUUUAUAUAGCCUAGGUAUAAAGAUUUCUGAAUGCAGGUAAAUAUAUUUAUGAGCAGUUAUUAAUUAGCGCCUAUGUUGAGCAUUAUAUUGUAUUAUAAGGAGUCACUCAUAAGGAGUUAUAAAUGGGCUUGUAAUGCAUUAUGAAGAAGGCAUUCAUAUGAACCUUGAACAUAAAUGUUUCUUUGACAUCCUCUCUAGGCAUUACAGAAAAAUACAUCUUAGUUGAAUAAAAGUGUUAAGAAGGUUGUUAUGAAUGCCACUGUAGCACUCAUAAAGGUGUAAUGAAAUGUUAAUGUCCGAUGUGUAUUGCUAUAUGUUGUUAAUAUCACAACACCAUUUCAUAUUGUAUUUCACACUUGUCUCCUGCUCCAUACCAGUAGACACAGACAGAGAUAGUGACCAUUAGAGAAAGAGGAGAAAGAGGAGAGAGACCCCGGUGUUGUGGUUGAUUCAUCAAGGCAGUAGAGGCAGGAUGUGCGUCCUCAUCUGGGCAGCUCUACUUCUCUCUCUGACAGAGAGAACCACAUGCCCAACUCUAACCCAGAAGCCCUCAGUGUUGACUCCUCCUCUGACAGAGGGAGAACCAACGACUCUGACCUGCACCGCCACGGGAAUCGGCUCUGGAUCUCCUCCUAAAAUAACAUGGACAUGGAGAGGGACAGGAGACAACAACACUGAGCUUCGAGACAACACCACCACACAGAGGAGAGAGGACCUGACCAACGUGACAACAACCCACUUCUCAACUUUGACCUUUACCCCCUCAGCUGAGCACCACAGCAUGAUGGUUUCGUGUCAAGUAACCUUCCAGAAAACAUAUACAAUUGAAGAGACAGUAACUUUGAAUGUGUCAUAUGUGAAAGACCCCCAAAUAACUGGACAUGAAAUGGUGAAGGAGGAUGGUACCCUGGAACUGACCUGCAGUGUUGACAGUUACCCUCCAUCUGAUAUCACUUGGAGUAAGAAUGGGACAAGUCCCUCACUUCAGAAUUACACUGAAAAUGCCAAUCUCACCAUCUCCAAUGUGACAAGAGAACAUGCUGGGGAGUAUGUGUGUACAGUUCAUCACCACAACAGGACAAUGACAGCUUCCACCGUUGUCACUGUGCUGUACCUUCCUGUGAUUCUUCCUGGCUCUGGGUGUGUGGACCAGGCAGAGGUCAUGACCUGUGUGUGUGUCAGUCAGGGGGUUCCCUUACCCCUCAUAGAGUGGCCACUGCUGGAGCUCAACACAGAGAACACAACGUCAGUGUUGGGUUCCUCAGUGAACAGCACCAUCAGCCUGCUUGUUGGAAACUACAACAACAUCACUGUGGAGUGUGUCAGCAGCAAUGUGGUGGGUGUAGUGAGAGAGAAGUUGCAGGUCACCCAAAAUAAGAGCCAAGAAAAGCAAGAAGAUAAGGAAUGGGAAGACCUUAUAGCUAUGCUGUCGGACCUAAAACUGAUUGCUGCAUUUGUGAUUGGUGCAGCCUUCUCAGCCACCAUCUGUUGUAUCAUCCUGUGUUUGACAGGGAAAUGUAAAAGACAAAAGAAGAGGAUCCCAAAGGAUUCCAAAAGCCCUUUCAUAAACCUGGAGAUGGUGGCAUGUGAAGACCAACAGACGGAUGCAGGACAGGCUGUGGGGGGCGAACAGAACCCUCUGCAGUUGGAGCUGAGAGGAGGAGCAGAAAACGGAGGGACCCAGACCAGUGGAGCUACGGGAAAAUUUGACACAAGGGAAGAACCAAAUGAAGUGGACUACGCCAGUAUCAACUACUCCCUGCUGAAGAAGAAGACUCCUGAGGAGGCCGAGAAGAAGACCACCACCGCAGAGUCAGAGUACGCCAAAAUUAAACGAGAGAAGAAGAACGAAGGGGAUGAAAAUGGAGGAGAGGGGAGUGGAAUGAUGAUGAUGAUGAUGGGGAAGGAUGAGGAGAAAGAGAAUGGUAAGCCAGCAGCAGAGACAGAUGAGGAUACAGCGCUUUACUCCAACGUUAAGGCUAUUAUGGGUGGUGGAGAGUGACGCACAUAUUUUCGCUAGAAACAUGGGGGAUAGCAUGCAGUAUUGUAUAGCCAUGUGUUCCUAUAUCAUUUUUCUGAAUUCAGAUUGAAUGUUUUAUGUUGAUACUGGGACUUUUGCUCAACUGAAACUACUGUAGUUUUGGUGUUGUUUCCUCAUGUGCUGAAACAAGUUUGAAUGUUUUAUGAUAAUACAGAGAUGUUGUUUAAUAACUGAAACUACUGUAGUUAAUAGUUUUGGUAAAUGAUUUAUUUUACAGCCCUGUGUCAGAUGGUACUGUAUGUAUCUGGUGGUUGUACAUUUUCAAUAAGAAUAUUUUCUAGUUGUACAUAGAAGCAAGUUUUGGUAAUGUUUUUGUAAUGUUUUUCAAGGAAGCGUCAUUUAACUUUUUGUAACGAUUCUGUUAUGUCACCAUAAGGAAGGACUGACAAUGACGUGGUUUGGAUAAGUCGAGAGGUCAAACCAUUUCUUGUUUUUCUCCUCUUUCAUUUCAUUUAUUUUUAUGGGUGGGGAUUUUAUGUAGUAUGUGUGGUUGUAACCAAUAUAUUUCUGUACGUAGAAUACUGAUAUACUGCAGUACAUUUUGGCAAAAUGCCAUAAAGAAUUCUCAUUUUGGGCUAGCCAGAGAGCUCAAAUUAAAUAGUUAAAAAGUACUUAAAAGUUGUGUACUAUAGAUGGGUUGGUUGUUUGGCAACCAAACAGACGAGUGCACAACUAUGGGGUAAAACAGACGGGUUGGUUUCGAAUGUUGACGACAUAUUAACUAUAUUUCAUCUCCAAUGUUUUUUGAAAAUAUAAAUACAUUUGCACAA
Molecule: messenger RNA, 3436 nt
Organism: Oncorhynchus mykiss (rainbow trout)
Lineage: Eukaryota; Metazoa; Chordata; Actinopteri; Salmoniformes; Salmonidae
Source: RefSeq, a predicted model, not a curated record